CUCCGUCUAGAGACCCCGUUUUGUUUUUAGGGUUUUAGAGCUUCCAAGCGUGCGGGAGUUUUUCCACACUUGCCGUCUUUCAUUUAUACGGAGGAUUUAGCGGCUGAAAACUCUCCCGCUCUCAAUGGAUCCUUCGCAACUCCAAUCCAAUGAACUUGCGCAAUUUAUCGCACAAGAGAAGGAAAGAGCAAUGGUUAAUGAGAUGGUGGCAAAACUCACAAAUGUCUGCUGGGACAAAUGCAUCACCGGUACACCCGGAAGCAAGUUUAGUUCCAGUGAGUCUAGUUGCCUUUCAAACUGUGCGCGGCGUUUCAUGGAUAUGAGCAUCAUUAUUGUGAAACGCUUCCAGAACAUGCAGUGAAGUUCUAGGAGGAGGAUUGGCAUUAUCUCUGUCACAAGAACUGGUCGUUUUGCCUGUGUUUUUUUGGUUAAAUAGUUGGUUGAAGAUGCUUUGAAUUGUUGGAAUAGAUCUCUUUCAAAUUUGUUGAAAAUAUAAAUUAAGUUGUCUUUUAAUUUUA
Messenger RNA from Carya illinoinensis, 518 nucleotides. RefSeq names its product mitochondrial import inner membrane translocase subunit TIM8. Lineage: Eukaryota; Viridiplantae; Streptophyta; Magnoliopsida; Fagales; Juglandaceae. The coding region runs from base 125 to 361 and encodes 78 amino acids. The transcript is spliced from 2 exons. The record is from RefSeq and is a predicted model, not a curated record.